This is a messenger RNA of Poecilia latipinna (sailfin molly), 984 nucleotides long. Its product is annotated as trace amine-associated receptor 3-like. NCBI's taxonomy places the organism in Eukaryota, Metazoa, Chordata, Actinopteri, Cyprinodontiformes, Poeciliidae. The record is from RefSeq and is a predicted model, not a curated record. Gene Ontology annotation, cellular component: membrane. Bases 1 to 984 code for a protein of 327 amino acids. Gene Ontology annotation, biological process: G protein-coupled receptor signaling pathway. Gene Ontology annotation, molecular function: trace-amine receptor activity. The transcript has 2 exons.
AUGGACAUGCAGGUUGGAGGUGACCUCUGCUUCCCACAUCUCUUCAACACCUCCUGCAAGAAACCUAUAUCUUCUUGGACUGAAACUGUGCUCCUUCGCACCGUACUGUCCUUCAUCUCUCUGCUCACUGUGGCUCUCAACCUGCUCGUCAUCAUCUCUGUCUCUCACUUCAGGAAGCUCCACACACCCACUAACAUCCUCCUCCUCUCUCUGGCUGUGUCAGAUUUCCUUGUGGGGCUCCUGUUGAUGCCGGGUGAAAUCAUGCGGAACACAGCCUGUUGGUUUUUUGGCGACCUCAUGUGUUCCUUGUAUAAUUACAUAUCAUACAUCGUCACCUCUGCUUCAGUUGGCGACAUGGUGCUCAUAUCAGUGGACCGCUACGUGGCGAUUUGUGACCCCCUUCAUUACUCCACCACAGUCACAGAGAGAAAAGUUAAAGUCUGCGUGUGUCUCUGCUGGCUCAGCUCUGCUCUGUACAGCAGCGUCAUUGUGAAGGCUGACUUAACUCAGCCGGGGCAACAUAACUCCUGCUAUGGGGAAUGUGUGAUUGUGGUUGACUACAUUUUGGGAACGUUUGACCUUGUUGUUACAUUUAUUGCUCCAGUUGCAGUCAUCAUUGUGCUGUACAUGAGGGUGUUUGUGGUGGCCGUCUCUCAGGCCCGUGCCAUGCGCUCUCAGGUCGCGGCUGUUUCCCUUCAGCUCUCGGUUAGUCUGACGAGGAAAUCUGAGCUAAAAGCAGCCUGGACCCUGGGGGUUCUGAUGGUGGUGUUCCUCAUAUGUUUCUGUCCGUAUUACUGUGUCACCCUUGCAGGUGAUGACAUUAUCAACUCGUCUGCGUCCUAUGUGAUAUUUCUGUUUUAUUUCAACUCUAGUCUGAACCCAGUGAUUUAUGCGUUGUUUUAUCCCUGGUUCAGGAGAGCUACCAAACUCAUCAUCACUUUUCAGAUACUGCAGCCCGGCUCCUGUGAGGCCAACAUACAGUAA